GUCCUCUCGAGCUUCGCCGAUUUGUGGCCACUGGCAAACACCUCGUCGCCUGCCUGCUCCCCUCGUCUCGUCACUGAAUUGCACCUUUGAAGAUCUCGACUUCUGUCAACUCAAAGGACCACAUGGCUACCGUCGCAUCGACCUGGGUCUCACCACCCACAAGAACACCUUUGAUCGAGAACCUUGUAUCCGGUGUUGACCGUUACAAUCCGAACAAUGUCGGUAUCCUCGAGGAUUAUCUCUACCACCAGAUCAGGAGCGAGGAGUACGACUGUCUUGCUAACCUCGCCAUCCUGAAGCUCUACCAAUUCAACCCUGACCUAUACAACCCUGACGUUGUCAUCAACAUACUCAUCAAGGCUCUGACCUCGUCCCCCUUCCCCGAUUUCAACCUUUGCCUCUCCCUGCUCGACGAGCGGCCAGUCAAAGAGAACACUGACGAGCCUGACCCGCUUCCCUCCCUCCUCCCCAUCCUUACCACCCUCUACAACCUCCUCCAACAAUGUCGCUUCCCCGCCUUCUGGGCGAUGUACCGUUCCGACGAGGCGGAGGCGCUGCGCGACAACUAUACCGUCGAAUGCGUGGGCUUCGAGAACACUGUGCGCGACGUCGUCAUCCGUGCGGUGAAGGCGGCCUUCAAGCGGAUAGGCAGCGCACGGCUGAGUUCUUACCUUGAUCUCUCAGGCGAUGGUUUGACCGCUUACAUCGAAAAGCUCGGGUGGUCAAUCGACGCUGUGUCGGGUGUCGUUACUGUGCCGCCAAACCUCGAUAACAAUCCUCAGUCAACUGUGGUGCAGGAGUACAUCCAGUUGCCUCAGCUCGCAAAAGUCAUCUCUCAUGCGACCUUGACUGCAUGACCUACUGUACACUCUCGCUGUAUCGCUAGAUAACGCUCUGUGGUCUGACAAUGCUUGAAGCUUGCUUGUGAUGAGCAUGAACGUCCGCUACGGAAUCAUCUCUACAGCUCACAAAUGACAUGUGCAUCAGGUGAGAAGUACUACUGGAUCGUACACGACAUAAGAAUUCUGUACAUC
Molecule: messenger RNA, 1034 nt
Organism: Rhodofomes roseus
Lineage: Eukaryota; Fungi; Basidiomycota; Agaricomycetes; Polyporales; Fomitopsidaceae
Product: initiation factor 3
Exons: 5
Coding region: 123-857 (244 amino acids)
Biological process (GO): regulation of translational initiation
Cellular component (GO): cytoplasm; eukaryotic translation initiation factor 3 complex
Molecular function (GO): ribosome binding; translation initiation factor activity
Source: RefSeq, a predicted model, not a curated record